AUGGCGGACAGAGAAGGAAAGUGUAGCUCUGAUGUACACUCAGAGGAUCAGCGAGCACUCAUUUUCUUCUGCACUGGAAAUGCCAACAAAUUGGCCGAGGUUCAGAAGAUCCUAGACAGCCGAGACGUUCGGCUUAUUGCUGCAGACCUUGACCUGCCAGAGCUUCAAGGCGCAUCACCAGCAGAGAUUGCAGAGGCCAAGUGCCGCACUGCUGUACGCCAGUUGCGUCUGAAUAAGACAGAGAUCCCCCCGUCAUCACUCUUGAUGACUGAAGACACCUGCUUGUGCUUCAAUGCUAUCAAGGGGCUGCCGGGACCAUAUGUAAAAUGGUUCCUCCAGAAACUCGGACCUGAGGGAUUGCCGAAACUUAUCGGGGCUUACGAGGACAAAAGCGGCUACGCCCUCUGCACAGUGUGCGUGGCGGAGAUCGGCGACGGCUCCGGUGAUGAAGGCGAACCGCGCAUUCACACUCUUCAGGGGCGCACUGACGGCACUAUCGUGGCGGAGCCGCGGGGCCCGCGUGAUUUUGGCUGGGACCCGAUCUUCCAGCCAGAUGGCUACAACCUGACAUACGCAGAGAUGGAUAAAGCGGUUAAGAAUUCUAUCUCUCAUCGAUAUAAAGCGAUGCAAGCGCUCAAGGAUUUCCUGAAGCAGAAAAGCGGCAACACAUUCUGA
Besnoitia besnoiti is the source of this 675-nucleotide messenger RNA. Its product is annotated as putative inosine triphosphate pyrophosphatase. NCBI's taxonomy places the organism in Eukaryota, Apicomplexa, Conoidasida, Eucoccidiorida, Sarcocystidae. Bases 1 to 675 code for a protein of 224 amino acids. Gene Ontology annotation, molecular function: nucleoside triphosphate diphosphatase activity. The transcript is spliced from 7 exons. The record is from RefSeq and is a predicted model, not a curated record. Gene Ontology annotation, biological process: nucleoside triphosphate catabolic process. Gene Ontology annotation, cellular component: cytoplasm.